UCUCCUACCGGGGUUGGCCUCAACUCUUCCCGGCUUUCUGGGCGCUGGUCACCCUCCCGAGUGCCUGCGUCCUGCUCGCCCUCCCGUGUCCGCAGCUCGGUUACCCCGUCUCCGCCCGGUGGGCCCCGCAGUUCUGGGGACAUUGCCCCUUUAACAGCUGUCCGGGUCGCUGCCUAGCCCUUCUCGGGACGGCGCGCGCCCGCCCGCCCAACCGCGCGCGCGCGCCCGCCGGUCCCCCGCCCCUCGCUCCCGCCCCAGCUCGUGCUGCCCGGGCGGGCGCCGGCCGCUGGCGCCGCUACUGCUGCCGCCCCCGGGGCGCGAGUCCGCCGCCCGCCGCCCGGGGACCCGGCGAGGGGCGGGGGCAGCCCCGAAGCGGCCCCGGAUUGCCCCCGCUCCCGCCUCACGCUUCACGGGAAGUUUGUCCCUUUGCACUCUGCCCAGCCGCUCCGGGAGCCCCGCCGCGACGAGAGAGGUGCCAGGCCCGGGGCGGCCGUCGGUUGGCUGGACCGGAGGACACUGUCCGCAUGGCCGCCCAGAAAGGCCGGGACGGGGGCCUGUGUGAAAACUUCUGGGGUUUCCCCUACAGCCCCAGCUGGCGUGGCCAGGCCCCCAGUGUAGGAUGGGGCUCCUCCUACGAGGGCCGGUGGCAGCCAGAACUGAUACAGCCCCCCUGGUCUGGGGCCAGGACACCAGCUGAGGAGGGUGGGAGUAUCUGGAGCCAUGGCUGGCGCCUCGGUGAAAGUGGCAGUGAGGGUUCGGCCCUUCAACGCCCGUGAGACCAGCCAGGAUGCCAAGUGUGUGGUCAGCAUGCAGGGCAGCACCACCUCCAUCAUCAAUCCCAGACAGAGCAAGGAUGCCCCCAAAAGCUUCACUUUCGAUUACUCCUACUGGUCACACACUUCGGCCGAGGACCCCCAGUUUGCAUCUCAGCAACAGGUGUAUCGGGAUAUUGGAGAAGAGAUGCUGCUCCAUGCCUUUGAAGGCUACAACGUGUGCAUCUUUGCCUAUGGGCAGACGGGGGCUGGGAAAUCCUACACCAUGAUGGGGCGGCAGGAGCCAGGGCAGCAGGGCAUCGUGCCCCAGCUCUGUGAGGACCUCUUCUCUCGUGUUAGUAAGAACCAGAGUGCUCAGCUAUCCUAUUCUGUGGAGGUGAGCUACAUGGAGAUCUACUGUGAGAGGGUACGAGACCUCUUGAACCCCAAGAGUCGGGGCUCUCUGAGGGUCCGAGAGCACCCCAUCCUGGGCCCCUACGUGCAGGACCUGUCUAAAUUGGCUGUGACCUCUUACGCAGACAUUGCUGACCUCAUGGACUGUGGAAAUAAAGCGCGGACUGUGGCCGCCACCAACAUGAAUGAGACCAGCAGCCGUUCCCACGCCGUCUUCACCAUUGUCUUCACGCAGCGCUGCCACGAUCAGCUCACUGGACUGGACUCAGAGAAAGUCAGUAAGAUCAGUUUGGUGGACCUUGCUGGCAGUGAGCGGGCUGACUCCUCCGGGGCCCGGGGCAUGCGCCUGAAGGAAGGCGCCAACAUCAAUAAGUCCCUGACCACUCUAGGGAAGGUGAUCUCGGCCCUUGCGGAUAUGCAAUCAAAGAAGCGGAAGUCGGAUUUUAUCCCUUACAGGGACUCUGUGCUCACCUGGCUGCUCAAGGAGAAUCUGGGUGGGAAUUCACGCACAGCAAUGAUUGCGGCCCUGAGCCCCGCGGACAUCAAUUACGAGGAGACUCUUAGCACCCUCAGGUACGCCGACCGCACCAAGCAGAUUCGCUGCAAUGCCAUCAUCAACGAGGACCCUAAUGCCCGGCUGAUCCGCGAGCUGCAGGAGGAGGUGGCCCGGCUGCGCGAACUGCUGAUGGCCCAGGGGCUCUCCGCCUCUGCCCUGGGAGGCCUGAAGGUGGAUGAGGGGAGUCCCGGAGGUGCUCUGCCAGCUGUAUCGUCUCCCUCUGCCCCAGCUUCGCCCUCGUCCCCCGCAGCACACAACGGGGAACUGGAGCCAUCGUUCUCCCCCAGUGCCGAGCCCCAGAUUGGGCCUGAGGAGGCCAUGGAGAGACUGCAGGAGACAGAGAAGAUUAUAGCUGAGCUGAAUGAGACCUGGGAGGAGAAGCUACGUAAGACGGAGGCCUUGAGGAUGGAGAGAGAAGCGUUGCUGGCUGAGAUGGGGGUGGCUGUCCGGGAAGAUGGGGGAACCGUGGGCGUCUUCUCUCCAAAGAAGACUCCACACCUGGUGAACCUGAAUGAAGACCCCCUGAUGUCUGAAUGUCUGCUCUACCACAUCAAAGAUGGUGUCACCAGGGUCGGCCAGGUCGAUGUGGACAUCAAGCUGACUGGGCAGUUCAUUCGGGAGCAGCACUGUCUGUUCCGGAGCAUCCCUCAGCCAGACGGAGAAGUGGUGGUCACCCUGGAGCCUUGUGAAGGAGCCGAGACCUAUGUCAACGGGAAACUUGUGACUGAGCCUGUGGUGCUGAAGUCAGGGAAUAGGAUUGUGAUGGGCAAGAACCACGUUUUCCGCUUCAAUCACCCGGAGCAGGCGCGGCUAGAGCGGGAGCGAGGGGUCCCCCCGCCCCCAGGACCGCCCUUCGAGCCCGUCGACUGGAACUUUGCCCAGAAGGAACUGCUGGAGCAGCAAGGCAUUGAUAUCAAGCUGGAGAUGGAGAAGAGGCUGCAGGAUCUGGAGAACCAGUACCGAAAAGAAAAGGAGGAGGCUGAUCUUCUGUUGGAGCAGCAGCGGCUGUACGCGGACUCUGACAGCGGGGACGACUCUGACAAGCGCUCCUGCGAAGAGAGCUGGCGGCUCAUCUCGUCCUUGCGUGAGCAGCUGCCGCCCACCACGGUCCAGACUAUCGUCAAGCGCUGCGGCCUGCCCAGCAGCGGCAAGCGCAGGGCCCCCCGCAGGGUGUACCAGAUCCCCCAGCGACGGCGGCUGCAGGGCAAAGACCCCCGCUGGGCCACCAUGGCCGACCUGAAGAUGCAGGCAGUGAAGGAGAUCUGCUACGAGGUGGCCCUGGCCGACUUCCGCCACGGGCGGGCCGAGAUCGAGGCCCUGGCUGCCCUCAAGAUGCGGGAGCUGUGCCGCACCUACGGCAAGCCUGAGGGGCCCGGGGACGCCUGGAGGGCCGUGGCCCGGGAUGUCUGGGACACGGUGGGCGAGGAGGAAGGCAGCGGAGGUGGAGGUGGCGGCAGUGAGGAGGGAGCCCGCGGCGCAGAGGUGGAGGACCUCCGGGCUCACAUCGACAAGCUCACGGGGAUCCUGCAGGAGGUGAAGCUGCAGAACAGCAGCAAGGACCGCGAGCUGCAGGCCCUGAGGGACCGCAUGCUUCGCAUGGAGAGGGUCAUCCCCCUGACCCAGGAUCACGAGGAUGAGAAUGAAGAAGCCGGUGAGGCCACGUGGGCUCAGCCCCAAGGGUCUGAGGCAGCGGAGCAGGAAGCCCCCAGUGACCGAGCACCUCCCGCGCGGCCCUCCUCGCCGCCCUUGUCGAGCUGGGAGCGGGUGUCGAGGCUGAUGGAGGAGGACCCCGCCUUCCGUCGGGGGCGCCUUCGCUGGCUCAAGCAGGAGCAGCUGCGGCUGCAGGGACUGCAGGGCUCCGGGGGCCGGGGCGGGGGGCUGCGCAGACCCCCCGCCCGCUUCGUGCCUCCUCACGACUGCAAGCUGCGCUUCCCCUUCAAGAGCAACCCCCAGCACCGCGAGUCCUGGCCGGGGGCGGGGGCCGGGGAGUCUCCAAUGCCACCCCAGCCCCCUGAGGAGCUCACCCCCUCUCUGGCCACCCCUGCCCGCAGGCCCCCAAGUCCCCGCAGGUCCCACCGUCCCCGCAGGAAUUCCCUGGACGGAGGGGGCCGGUCCCGGGGAGGGGGUUCUGCACAGCCCGAACCCCAGCACUUCCAGCCCAAAAAGCACAACUAUUAUCCCCAGCAGCCCCAACCAUACCCAGCCCAGAGGCCCCCAGGGCCCCGCUACCCCCCAUACACUACGCCCCCGCGGAUGAGACGGCAGCGCUCAGCCCCUGACCUCAAGGAGAGUGGGGCGGCCGUGUGAGUCCCACAUCUUGGCCAGAGAGGUCCUGGCGGAGCCCCUCGCUGGGAGGAGAUGCUGCUUCCCCAGAAGCCCUGGGGCAGGAGGCCCUAGAGACCAGAGAGAAGGUCCGAGUAGGUGAUAGAAGAUGUAGGGGUAACUGGGCCGGAGGCUGAGGGAGGAAGGAAUAGGGCACGGAGCUGCCAGGAGCGAACCAAAGUGAAGGAGAGUGACGGGAAGCUGCCUCGGGGCUGCCCCUUGUGGGGGGGGGGGUCCCACAAACGCUGCUAGGGUGGGUGGGGGGCUGGGGUGCCGCGUAGUCGGUGUUUGACUUUCUUUUCAAGUGGGGGCAAAGGGGAGAGAACCUAGAGGGGGGUAAGGUCUCCCCGCUCCUGGCCCUGUCUGUCUGUCCGUCUGUGGUGGGUUUCUGUUUCCAGGGAGGUGUGGUGGGAUCAUAAGUCAUUCCUCUCCCCUUUCAGGCCUCCUGCUAUAUUUGGGGGACCUGUCUGGCGUCUGGUUUGCCUGGGGUCCCUGAGGAUGUGGGACCUUUCAAUAAAGGACGGAAAACAGAGGGA
Messenger RNA from Aethalodelphis obliquidens (Pacific white-sided dolphin), 4580 nucleotides. RefSeq names its product kinesin family member 1C (gene KIF1C). The coding region runs from base 721 to 4029 and encodes 1102 amino acids. The record is from RefSeq and is a predicted model, not a curated record. The transcript is spliced from 24 exons. Gene Ontology annotation, biological process: microtubule-based movement. NCBI's taxonomy places the organism in Eukaryota, Metazoa, Chordata, Mammalia, Artiodactyla, Delphinidae. Gene Ontology annotation, molecular function: microtubule motor activity; ATP binding; microtubule binding.